AUGCAGCUAUCAGUCCUCCUCUCCACAACCCUCGUCGCCGUUCUGGUGUCGGCCCAGACGGCACCAACCUUGCCAUCGUGCGCGACCGACUGCAUCACCAACUCUCUACCGGCAAACUGCAACGCCGAUCCAUCAUGCAUCUGCAACACCCCAUCCUUCAUCGAGGGCAUUGCCUGCUGUGUCUUUACUGCCUGCGACACAGCCGAUCAACAAGCUGCACUGGCCUACGCUCACGGCGUCUGUGACCCCGUCGGCGCAAGUUCUCUUCUGCCCGCAUCAGCAGGCUGCUCAUCCACCUCUACCAGCGGCAACGGCACCGCCGCCGCAACCGGCAGCACCACCUCUGGCUCCGGUACCGCCUCGACCACUGCAUCUGGCUCUUCCUCCGCAGCCGCCACAAGCAGCGCCGCCUCCGCCGCAUCGAGCGUUGCCUCAACUGCCUCCAGCGCCGCCAGCGCGAGUGCCGCAUCCGCCACCUCUUCCCCCGCUGCUGGCGACAGACUUGCUGUCCAGGGCCUGGGUGCCGUGGGAGCUGCUGUGCUCGGUCUUGCUGCGUUCCUGUAG
This is a messenger RNA of Exophiala aquamarina CBS 119918, 564 nucleotides long. RefSeq lists its product as uncharacterized. The transcript is spliced from 3 exons. Bases 1 to 564 code for a protein of 187 amino acids. The record is from RefSeq and is a predicted model, not a curated record. NCBI's taxonomy places the organism in Eukaryota, Fungi, Ascomycota, Eurotiomycetes, Chaetothyriales, Herpotrichiellaceae.